Molecule: messenger RNA, 10337 nt
Organism: Anopheles funestus (African malaria mosquito)
Lineage: Eukaryota; Metazoa; Arthropoda; Insecta; Diptera; Culicidae
Gene: ssh
Exons: 7
Coding region: 2844-8276 (1810 amino acids)
Biological process (GO): protein dephosphorylation; negative regulation of actin filament polymerization; actin cytoskeleton organization
Cellular component (GO): cytoplasm
Molecular function (GO): protein tyrosine/serine/threonine phosphatase activity; actin binding
Source: RefSeq, a predicted model, not a curated record
UGUGGGGAAACAGAAUCGUUUUUUCAAAAAAUGGAACGAAUCGUAAUCAAAUCGGUUCGAAAAUCAAACAAUCGAACAACUCUCAUCCUUUAUUAUACCAUCAACGAUGACAUAAAAAUGUUAACAACUGUUAUGAAACGUCAAGCAUUUUGUUAGCUAAAUGAUAAAGAUUUCUCGCCAGAAAAGCAGAUAAAUUAACAUAAAAUAAAUCUAAAGGAAAAAUGUUACUCUAGCACUCAACUCCGAUUGCCUAUUUCCAUGGAAAAUGUGUCGACAAAAGUCAAAGGAUAUCCUCUCUUUCUCCCAACCCCGUGUACCAGAAUGGGAAAGGAAAAACUAUCGGCCUGUGCGUUAACAACAUCGACGCAUGGGGCAACGCACUUAUAUGGAGCACAUUGGUGCGAAAGAGUGGGCAGCGGGUGCGUAGAAAGAGAGCAAUAAAAGAGUAACAUAAACUUACCAUGGACAUGGGUAUAGAUGGUCUAUACCGUGCAGAAGGAAGAAAGAGGAAACCAUCGCAAGAAGUGUAGCAUAAGAAGAGAGAGCUACCAAUAUAAUAGAAAUGUGUACCAAAGCGAGCCAGCUACAAUCCUUAGAGGCAAACUGUCAAAAUGGCCGUCGAGGUUUGCUGCUGUUGCUGUGUGGUAUCGUCGUACGGUGCACACACUGCACACGGUAUGUGUCGCUACGAGUAAUAGAUCGAACCAAAACUAUAUCCUGCUCUUGCGUCCUAAACUAGUUGAACAAACAAAAAAAAAAACAAUAGAACGCAAGCAUCCAUUCGUUGUACGGAUGGAAACUAGCCGCGCGAUUGGAAACUCAGCCAAAUUUCCACGACAAUAGUGCACUGCAAAACCGCGUAGUAACGGGUUGAAGACAACGAAGAACGGCAGGAAACAAGGGGUGUGUAACAAGUGUGGGGAAAUAGCAGAAAAAAAAGCGAAGAAGUAGAACCAGUGUGCAAAAGCGAAAGAAAGUGCUCCCUUCAAUCAACUAUUUAUUCCUGCAAUAACCAAUUCAUCGUUUGAAGGGUUGAUCCAAACAAGGAGCAAAGCACAAACACACACGCACACAACUACACCCUGUAAGGCCAUCCAGGCGCCAAGUGCAAUAAACCUCACUGCAAACAAAAGCAGGAAUGAAAUGGCAAACAAAUCAUAAAAAAAAACGGCGACAGUAGCUGCUUAGCAUACAUUCGCUCCAGCUGCUGAAAGAAGUAUCCAGCAGUGUUUAUGCUGCUUCUGUGUGUUGGUGUGUGUAUAUAAAAGGGCCACAUUGACAGGAUACGUUACUACAAAAUGUGGUUUACCUUUGUGGAAAAUCCACGCCACUAUUCCCACUACGUGAAGUGAAGGCCAUAUUGGGCCAUCGUGCAGUGAAAGAAGGACGCCAUUGGUGUGGUGCGGCCAAAGGGAAGUGUGUGGACAUUAAACAACAAAAAAAUGUAACCAAUUUUAUUCCCCGAGAAAAGAAAAAAAAAUCCCUUGAUCAGAACGGCCACCGAUCCCGGGGAAUCAUCCACAAUCAAAGAAACGAUCCCCCCCCCCCAAAACGCCCCAAACACGGGGUUGCACGCACCACAAAAAAAACAAAAAAAAAAUAGGACCAUAGUAUGUGAAGAGCGAGAGCGAGAAAGAGAAACAAAUAGUAGCAGAAUGUGGGUGCGAAAGAGAGCGGCAAAGUGACAGACCGUUUCAAUCAAAAACCUUUACCACCCCCUUUACCACCGUUGGUGGUGGUGGUGUGGUGAUGGUCAUCACCCUUUUUCUUGUGCGGAUGCGUUUUUUGGGCUCUCGGCAGCAGCAGUGGCGGUGUAGUGGUGUGUGCGUACGCAAGGGUAGGAAUGAUGACUGUGCGACCACACGGUAACAACAACAACAACAACAACAGACCGCAACUGGAAGAAAGCAUUUACACCAGCCCACCUUCCAACCCCCAACCACCCCCCCACCCCACCCCGUACUCGUGAUAGCAACAAAUGGGUGUAUUUGUGACCGAAAGCACAAGUUUGGUGUGAAAAAACGCGUUCGGUGUGUUUUCUUUUGUUUGUUUGUUUGGUUCGUUUCUGUGCGAUCGGUGUGUGUGUGUGCGCGAGCGCACCUGUGUUUGCGUGUAUCCUUGCGGUGUAUCCUGAAAGCAAAAAGGUAACCAUGCUACCAUACAAAUGCACCAUCCUUCCUGUUGGAACAGUGCUAGAAAUGUGUGUUUACUGUGUCUGUCAAGCAUGACCCAUUUUAAGCCGAAAAAAAGGGAAAAAUCUACCCCCGCGUAAAACCCGUCCCAUUACAUCGCGCUGGCGCAUCUGUACGUGUGUGUGUGCGUUUUUUUGUGUAUGUGUGUCGAGCAUAAUACAGAAGGGUGCAGCAAUCCCCCGCGGGGUGUGGAAGGCAGACAGCCAUCGAUUCAUGCCAGAAGAACCCAGUAUUUGUUUACCUUGCGUAUGUGUGUGUAAUUUUGUACGUUAAAAUGUGUGCCGUGUGUGUGCGUGCGGUGUGCGUGUGUGCCGCAGUAAUCAACACUGUCAACAGCAGCAUAAACAGAGGAAGAAGAUGAAACAACAGCACGCGGACAGAAGGCAAAGGUUUUGAACAGCAAAAAGGGGACACAUCAACCCAAUCAACCAAAAAAAAACGCCCCCCAAAUGUGGUUUCACAAUCAAUCCGCAACGCAAGAUAGAAAUCCUUCUUGUACGAAGCUGGUCCUUUGCGUAAGAAGAGACUAUGUCCUUACUGUUAGCGAUGUUCGGCAUGCUCUUGCUACACUGCUACUAACGGUGGCAAUAUUUAUGUAUUAAAAAUAUAUACAACUGUGUGUGUGUGUGUGCGUUCGAAACACGCGAACGCAUGGUCCUUAUGGCAUUGGCCACAAGUCAGCAGCAACAACCCAUCAGCAAUCAGGACGACUCCAAUCCGCAGAGUUUGCAUACGCCAGACGAUGAAGAGGCAUCUAAUGUAAAUAAUAGCCGUAGCGAAUGCCAGAAGCUCAGAACCAGUCAAGAGACCGUAGCCUUGAUGCUUGGGUCAAACGAGCAUCUUCGUGCCUCGUGCGAGGAUCAAGUUAGAGCGACGAACAUCACGGCGUCCCGUAUUACUGUCAGCGUCAGUAAUUCCAGCACGUUGGAGAGCGUUUUAAAUGACGAAUCAGCGCAUAGAUAUGGUGCCGGUGCAGUGGAAACCGGCGAGAGUAAGGUUGAGGAUAAGGCAGCCAGUCGACCGACGUCUGCCUGCAGCAGUGGUAGCAGUUCUUCCUCAUCCGAUAUUCAACAGCACCUACAGUCGAUGUUUUGUUUACUGCGGCCGGAGGAAACGCUCAAGAUGGCUGUAAAACUGGAAUCUUUACGGACGGGUCGUACGAGGUAUUUGGUCGUGGUAUCGCGCACCGUUACAAGCAAACGCCAUAACACCGGCACGCUGUACCUUACCGGCAACGGAAGCACCGGCACCACAAACGGUAACAUCUCAUCGUGGCCAUUGUCAGCGACGCCGGUACCGAUCGUCACGCCAACCGCGUCGCAACACUUUGGUCGUAGCACCUGCCCGCCACUGUCCGGCACGGUAACAGCGGCCCAUAUGCGCCACGGUAGCUGCACCAGCGAAACAUUUGCCGGCAUUGAUACGUUUGUGUCCAGUCUGGACAACUGUGUCCUGAAUGUUGGUUCCAUCAGCAGCAGCGGUCGUUUGCCCGAUGGACACGUGCCGUGUAGGAGUGAUCAAUGUGAUAGUAAAACUAAUAGUAGGUUAAUUAAUAGCACUGGAACGGUUGAGAUGGCACCGUCGGGCAUCAGCAGCACCGACCCGGUUGGUGAACCUUUGGAAGGUACGCCCGGUACGGACGAUGCGACGAUCGGCGAUAAAGUAGACUGCCCACACGAAUCCGCAAGCGCCUUCAGCCAGGGGGAGCUGCAAAAUCAACAAUACCAGAACCAGCAUUCGAACAGCAACAGUGCCAUCACCGUCGAAGGUGGGAAAAAGAUCGAAGAAUCCUGUCUCCUCGGCAUUGAUUGCAACGAACGUACGACGGUGGGAUUGGUGCUGAAAGUACUCGCCGAUACCUCCAUACGGUUAGACGGUGAUGGAGGUUUUAGCGUGAGUUCGUGCGGCAAGCAGCACAUCUUUAAGCCGGUCUCGGUGCAGGCAAUGUGGUCCGCACUGCAGACGCUGCACAAGGCAUCGUUUAAGGCGCGUGAGCACAAUUUUUUCGCGGGCGGACCAUCCCACGAUUGGGUGUCGUACUAUGAGGCGCACAUUGAUUCGGACCGUUCCUGUCUGAACGAAUGGAACGCUAUGGACUCUCUCGAAAGCCGGCGGCCACCGUCGCCGGGCUCAAUACGUAGCAAACCAACCGAGCGUGAGGAAACGGAAAGCGUAAUACGUUCCAAGCUGAAGGAGGUGAUGAUGUCUGUCGAUCUGGACGACGUUACGUCGAAGUUUAUACGCGGCCGGCUGGAGGAGUUGCUGGAUAUGGAUCUGGGCGAGUACAAACCGUUCAUCGAUGCCGAAAUGCUCGUCAUCCUCGGACAGAUGGAUGCGCCGACGGAGAUUUUCGACCACGUGUAUCUCGGUUCGGAGUGGAACGCAAGCAACCUGGAGGAGCUGCAGCGUAACGGCGUCCAUCACAUACUGAACGUAACACGCGAGAUAGACAAUUUCUUUCCCGGGCUCUUUCAUUAUUGCAACGUCCGUGUGUACGAUGAUGAGAAAACGGAUCUGUUGCGGCACUGGGACAACACGUUCAAGUUCAUCUCGCGCGCCAAGAUGGAAGGUUCGAAGGUACUUGUGCACUGUAAAAUGGGUAUCAGCCGGUCGGCAUCGGUCGUGAUCGCGUACGCGAUGAAAGCGAACGGUUGGAACUUUGAUCAUGCGCUGCGCCACGUCAAGGAGAAGCGCAGCUGUAUCAAACCGAACAAGAACUUUCUGAUGCAGCUCGAAACGUACCAGGGUAUGCUGGAUGCGAUGAAAAACAAGGAAAAGCUCCAACGCAGCAAGAGCGAAACGAACCUGAAGCUGGCCGGUGCAAAGGAGGGACGCUCGUUACCGGGCAGUGAACCGACGCCGUUGAUACAGGCACUGAACGGUGCCGGUGGUGGUCAGUCCGGUGGGAAAAAGCAAACCGCGAACGGUGUACUGCUAGUGUCCACGGUAGGGAAGGCAAGCCAUAUUGUUGAAACGGUCGAUGUCAAUCUUUCGGCUGGUGAUGGUGUUGAGAAGACCGAAUAUGCAAUAGCACCGGAAGGGGAAGAUGAAGGAGAUUCUGGUCCUGGUCGGGGACGUGCAAGGGCACGUCAAACGAAAUUGCAACCCGCCCAUCAGCAACACUUAAAGCAGCAGCAGCACGUACAACCGGCGAACAGUACACAAACGCAACCGGAACAACAAAUGGCGUUUCCCGCCAAUCCGUGCGUUAGAUCGAAGCACAACAAAAUUAUGGCCAAUCUCUUUCUACCGGCGGCCGGCAACAAGCUGUUUAACCCUUGCGAAGGCCGUGUUUGUACGCGCGGUUCCGGUGCAUUAAAGCGCCACAAAAGUCUAUCGCCCGACUCGUUAAAUCCUCGCUGGUCCGGUAAUUAUGAUUUUGACGUUUCCUCUCUUGCGUACGCCGAACAAGCCUGUCCGGCCUCCGCUAGGAGAGCAUCACGUACCCGCACCAUGCUCGAACUGGACAAUCAAGCCGAACCGUAUGCCGGCGUGACGGCGGUCGGUUCCGCCGGUUCCGGGCGCCGAAAGCAACAAAGCUACUCACUGGAACAUCUGCACGGUGGUGCGCUCGAGAUGCGUUCACCCUGUACGGAAACGAAAACGAUACGGAUGCCGUGCGGCAACGGGCAGAACUACAGCGUUUCCCCGAACCAGAUAGUGCACUUGCAGGACAAGCUGCCAGCGAACGAGGUACGGAAAAAGGUUUCUUCCAGCCUGGCAACGACCGGUACGGGUUCGUCAACCACGACCAUAGCGCGCGGGGACAGUAUCUCCCGGAAACUGUUCCUCAGCAGCAGCAGCAGCAGCAUUGGGCCGCAUGAGCCGGGUUCCGGCGUCACCGGUCAGCCACCUGCCGCAACAGUGCCAUCCACCGUACCGUCGUCUUCAGCAACCUUGGGAUCCACGGUGAAAACAAUCGUUAACGAGCUAGAGUGUAAUAGCAGUAGCAAUAUACCGGUCGCACCACCGCCACUGCUAACCGAUCCGGCCGCAAUACUGUCGACCGUCGUUCCGAUACCGAUCGCAUCCGUAGCAGCGGAAGCGGCAGCAGUUGCCGUUGCUUCAGCCAUUCGUGAAGCGACUCGGAAGGAUGUUCCCGAACCGAAAGAUACACCGUCGGCACCGGACGCUAAAGGUGAUGAUGCUAAAGGUACGAACAAUCCGGAACAGUGGGAUCCCGGAGAGACCGACGGCAGACCGAACGAACCAAUCUGUUGGACGUCUUCCGCACAAAUCAUUCAACAGUGCCCUGGUGGGGGUUUUGCGGAACCAACAAACAGCGAUGGUGGUGGUGCGAACAGUAGCGAGCUUGGUGAAAUUACACCGGAACUCCCAGAGCCAUCAAACUGCUGUCCCGGCAAAACAUCGCGUGAGGGCGUUAUGCGCCAAAGUUCGUGGAGUAGCUGUGAUUCGAGCUGUACCGGUACGGAUGAAUCGGGACGGAUCGGUGGCAUUAGUCAAGUCCGGCGGCUAGGGUCCACACCCGGUCCGUCCGGUGUGGUGCACAGUAGCAGUGCGGCGGUAAUCGAGGAAAGGGAAGAAAUACCGUGGCAUCCUGGGACGGUGAAACGCACGAAGAAACGCAUCGAGCAGCGCAGUACGAAUGCUGCGUGUGGAACACUAAAAUGGAACGCGCCGCCCGGGACAGCAUCAUCCCUGCAGCCGACACCGUCCGCAUUAGUAGAAAAAGCGACAACGGGUGAGGAGGCCGCACCCGCACCGGUAGACGAACAUUCACAAACGCGAAAAACUGCACAAGAUGAGCUGGGACAGGUGGAAGGCUAUCAUCCGCAUACCGUACGCGAACGGCAGGGAAUGGUUUCGUCGAGUUACGCACGCCUAUCAGCCUCAGCACCGGAUUCGUACAACCUUUACGCGGAACCAGCCAGCCGGGUGGUUGAACCGCACACAGUAACCGAACCGUUGCCUGCGAAGCGACAGGUUAAGCUUAACCAUCAGCAUUCGUUUGCCGGUACGGGGGAAGGAACCGGUUCGUACUGUUUGCGGGUAAGCUUUCGUACUGGUGAUCGCCAGCAGCACCAAGAGACCGGUGAUGGUGCUGUUGAGGAGGAUACGUUUAAUGCGGGUAAGGUGAGAAAUUUAAAGAUGAGCUUUGAGGCGAAAUCGAACGACCGUAGGCAAGGGCCGAAAAAGGUACGUUCGCUUCCAUCGUCACCGGUUGCGGUGCACGUAGCGAUGGGCAGUCAAACGAAGCGACCGUCCGGCGCUCAACCGGUUUCUACCAUCUCCUCCACCACCGUUAUCCCGUCUUCAUCCUCCUCCGUAAUGUCCACCUCACCAUCAUCAUCAUCACCGGUGCCGGGGGUGGCGACCGUCGCAGGACCGGCAGGAGGUAAAAACAUUCACCAGUGCAUCACACCACCCGAGGAUGUGACGGUACGCGAUCUUGUCGAUCGGUAUGAAGUGCAAGGUCCCCGUACGCGUACGACUGGCAGCAAUUCACUGUCCCGAACGCAGCGUCCACGUUCGGUAUUCGAACCACUCAAACAGGGUAAACCGUUUGCACCAACCGCUAAUCUGCUGUCUCACUCCACCACACAGUGGCGGCUUGAUGAGUCGAUGCGACCACCGGUACCGCCGCUCGUUCGUGGAUUAGUGAUACCGCAACAGAGUGGGAAUGGUGGAAGCGCCACCGUAUCCUAUAAUAAUAACAGUAGUAGCAGCAGUAGCAGCAACACCACGCAUAACAACGUACAAUCGGGUCGCGUAUCGUCCGGACCGAGUGUUGGUACUAACAGCAACAGUAAUACCAGAAAUAAUAACAACACGCGCAUAAUGCUACAGUCUGGUGGACCUGGCGACGGUGUCGCUAUCGGUACGGUGGGUGGUAAACGACCGCAGCAGCAUGGUAGAACGCAUCCGCUGGCAAAAAUAAGCCCCAGCGCAAGGCAUCACCAUCAUCACCUGCAUGUGCAUCACCAUCAUCAUCUGGUGCAUCAUCAGUACAACAUUGGACAGCUGCAGCAGCAUCGUCACAUCGGUACGGCACCGGGACCGGGCGUAUCCGGUACAACUGGCCCAUCGGCCACUGUCACAGCGAACGCUUACAACACGAUGUGAAACCCCAGUCGCUUUAUCCACCAGCUUGAGACAACAUUGAUUGUUGGUUCCCCCCCUCCCCCCGCGCCCCACCCACAUCCAAGACGUCGUUAGGACAAUCUUAGUGGUUUUGCGAUGUUUUUUCCUCACCUUUUUUGCUUUCUAUUCUACUUUUGUACCGUGUUCAAAAGAAAAAAAGGUCCAAUUAUGGCCAAGGGACCAUUUGAUACUUUUUUUUUUGGUUUUCGCUUUUGGCGCAACACCUUUAAGUGAUGAAGUUUAAGCUAGCACAAACAGUCAACAAUAUAUUUUAUAGCUUUUGUUUUUUUUUUUCUCGAUUGUGACGUUGUUCAUUUUUAUAUAUAAAUAUAUUUAUUAUUAACGAUGUAUAGAAAGCGCUCAAGUUUUUGUUGUGACUCGCAAGCGCGCGGCACAUUCUCUUUCUCUUUUUUUUUCCUGUCACGUCCCACGUGGUAUUACCUUAUUUAGCAAAAUCCCGUUUACUGAACAACGUCAAUGGUGCAAUAAUGAAACGAUAAAUCAAGGAAAGCAGCUUUAUGGUUUUGUUUUUGUUUUUUGGGGUCCUAGCAAAUUAAUCCCCACGCUUAUUCUUAAUUGUUCAAUUUUUGGAAACAAAAUUUACGUUACUCUGUGCAUGCAUUUCAAUAAAUUGUAUUUGUUUUUAUACUUCCCCCCCCCUUUUUUUUUGGUUGUUACGUUGCUCAAUUACAGCUUCACGCGUCCUGUUACAAAAUUAACAUUCCCUUUUACUUGGAAAGGUUUUUCUUUAUUAUGUUGAUAAUUGGUUGAUUUGUUAAAGUAAACAUUUGAUGAAACAUAUUGAUAGUGAUAAUGCAGUGUCAAUAAUUUGGACAAAAAGGGCAUUCACUCGAGCUUCCUUUUGGACGGCAGAAUAGUCUAUGCGAGCGAAACCGUGCAAUCGUAAAACAAAACAACAAUACCCUUCGAAACAGGCUGCUCAUGCUUCGCUGUCUACUUCUCAAUUAGUAAAAACCUAGUCAAAACCCCAUGAACGAAACAAGCUUGUUCGCAUUUUUAUUAUUUUUUUUUUUUACAUUUUUAUCAUUCCAAGUUAAACAUCACGCUUGUAUGAUUUGUUAUCCCAAUGUCCAGAGCGCACAGUGAAACGAUUGCUUCGUUUUCUCUGUCGUUCUUCUUCUGCUUGUUUAGCCUGCUCAUGGUCGGUCAAUCCGCUUCCAGGGAACUCGGUCUAAGGCAACAUCCACGGCUGCAUCCGUUCGACUCCACCUGAUCCAGGCAACGAGAGCUCGCUGUGCUCCUCCUCUACCUUCUUGGUGGAGCAUGAGUGGCAUUCUCAUCACGUGCCCCCGGCAAUCGAAUCCUUCCGGCUUUGACAACCGCUCAGCUAGCUCGUGGUCGUUCCAUUCACUGGCACUGCGUGAUCAUUUUUUCAACAAAAAAAAACUUUUGAUCUCCCGCUUUAUAUCAAUUUUCUAAUUUCCUAAACAUUGCAACACUUCCUACUGUUAAUGAUCUCGCAUAAAACAAAUCAUAACGAAAUUACAAAACAAAAUGCAUAGGCGAAGCAAAUGGGCUCGCGCGUGUGUGUGUGUGCGCGUCAUAAUAAGGAUGUGUUUUAGGGACAACAAUGCGGUUUAUGAUUGUUUUUUUUUCAUCUUCAUUUUGCGUGCGCUUGUUCCAGGGACAGUUGUAGGGAUAGAUGCUAAGGACAUGCUGCACCUGCAUUUCCAUUGACAACACGGCCGCGCCGGCUUCCCAAUUAAUGUUAGGUUUAUUUUAAUGAUACAUGUUAAACGAUUGUGCGUGUGUGUGUGUGUGUGUGUGUUUUGUGUGCGUAUUCGUGUGCAUAUGUCCGUGCAUGUAUAUAAGCUAGGUAGAUGGAAGCAAACAGUGAAACCGACUGUAGGAAGCAAAGGAUAACCAAUACACGUGACGUGCAAGGAUUCAGAAGAGAAGAAAAGAAAAACAAGCAAGAACUACAAAAAUAAGCCCAUCCGCUGUGUACAGUUAGUUACUCAUUCAAUUUCAUCGAAAAAAAGGGAUACGCUAAACGUUAAAUCAAUAAAUGCAGAAAAAUUA